This is a messenger RNA of Colletotrichum siamense, 1023 nucleotides long. Its product is annotated as Secondary metabolism regulator LAE1. Gene Ontology annotation, molecular function: methyltransferase activity. NCBI's taxonomy places the organism in Eukaryota, Fungi, Ascomycota, Sordariomycetes, Glomerellales, Glomerellaceae. The record is from RefSeq and is a predicted model, not a curated record. Bases 1 to 1023 code for a protein of 340 amino acids. The transcript has 7 exons.
AUGAGUACUACUGCACCUGUUGCGGCCCCGAUUACCGUCGAUCCUGGUCUAGAAUCUGAGGUCGAAGACGACCAAAGUGACCGGAACAGCACGUAUAGUUCAUCCACGGCGUCUCUCACCGAGAGCAUCAAGGAAUACCGCGAAAUUCAUGGGCGUACGUACACACAGAAAACCGAGUACUGGGGACCCAACGACGAAAAGCAUAAUGAUGCUCUUGACUUCAACCACUAUUGGAUGACCGACUUUUUUGAUGGCAGGCUGGCAUUGGCGCCGAUUGGAGACAGCCCCCAGAGGGUUCUCGACCUUGGUACUGGCACAGGUAUCUGGGCCAUGGAAUUCGCCGACGAGUACCCUUCAGCCGAGGUCGUCGGCACCGAUUUAUCGCCGACUCAGCCUACGUGGGUUCCUCCUAAUGUCAAGUUUCUCAUAGAUGACUUUGAAGAAAAAUGGACCGGCUGGCCCAAAGACCACUUCGACUACAUCCAUGCUCGGAAUCUAGAGGCUUGUUUUAAGGAUGUGCCGAAGUUCUGCAAAGAAGCAUUUCAUUACACGAAGCCUGGAGGAUGGUUCGAGAUCAUCGAAUUCGAUACGAAGGGUCGCUCUCAAAACACCGAUUUGGACGAAAACCACAUUUUCAACAAGUGGCAUGCGUGGACUUGCGAGGGCCAAGCCAAAAUGGGCAAGCCUUCGGGUAAUGUGUCCUCAGGGAAGUUCAAGCAGGGGCUUCUCGAUGCUGGGUACACCGAGCUUGUCGAGAAGAAGUGGAAGAUCCCAAUCGGUUCCUGGCCAGCGAGGCCAGAUCUCAAGAGACUUGGUCAGUGUAACCUAGAAUUCAUGGAGAUGUCUCUGGAGGGUUUUAUGCUCUAUCUCCUCAGAGAGGCUCUAGGUUUCAGCUACGCUGAGGCUCAGGUUACCAUCACUGAGGUGAGGGCGGCUUUCAGGAACUCGAAGAUCCAGCCAUUCUACUACAUGGAUGCUAUAUACGCACGCAAACCUCUGAAAACUGAGAACACGGAGGCUUAA